AGAACAUUAGCGUCGCAUUUGUUGUGUUGUGCUUUUAUUUGUGUUUGCGGCCCCAACGUGUUCGGUUUAUGUUCCGCGGCAGCAGGCCACAUUAAAAUAAAAUUCAAUUUCAUAUCAAUUAAUAACUUAAAUGCCGACGUUGUGUUUUAUUUUGUGCGUUCAGCAUUUUGUUGUGGCGUCGUGUGGCUUAGUGUAAAUAUUAAACAAACCAAAAAGAAAAGCAAGUUGUUCCGGGUUAUUGCCAGGGCCAACUCAACUGAAUCUUUUCGACUUUAACUCGAAGCUGCUGAGUUUAACGGUUUCCUUUUGUGCUGCUCAAGACAACAACACUCAAGGAAAAAGACAAACAAAUAAAGUAAUUUGCAAUAAAAAAAAAAAAAAAAAUACAAAAAUACAAGAAAAAAUGCUAAAUAAAUACUAAUUAAAUGAAAUUGAAAUUCCACAAUUGAGAAACGAAAAGGCGAAAAGCGCAAGUGGAAAUAAAUGAAAAAGUGCUUAAGAAAUUGUAUUUGCUUUUUUGGCUAAUGAACCUUUGAAAAUGUUGUAAAACCGUGUUAGUUUGUUUAUCUAAUCUAAAACUGUGUGAAAUUAGCAAUAACAAUAAAAAUAAUAAUAAAAACAAUUAUAAACAAUAAGCUGGAACGAAUCUAAUAGACAAGCAGAUAAUAGAAUUAUACUACGCCAAACAACAAUAACCAAAUAACAACAACAACAACAACAAAACGAAAACAACAAUAAUUGCUAUUUCAGCAUUUUUCGACGCUUCGUUCGCAUCGUUCCAUUAAGCACGGCAAAUGCCAGGAAAAUCUUAAAGGCGCCUUAGGAAGAGAAGCCAACUGCAUCUUAAGCACUUAACUCCGUUUGCCAGCGAAAUUGCUCCAUAUGUUGGGGAAAUUUACAUCGAAUCAUGUCCAGGUUUAUCAUCAAUAUUCGCGCCCUGUUACCGUAAAGAAAAUCGUAAAGCAUCAGCCCCGAAGUUGGAUCGAGACCAAUUUUCAGAAACGCGAGUGCAUCAAAUUCAUCCCAUGCCCAAAGGACGAUACAAAAUGUUGCUGCGGCCAGGCACAGAUCACACAUCAGACGAUUGCAGGCAUCGAGAGUGGUUCGCCAGGUGAUUUGUGGCUGCCCACGAAGCACACGCGUCCACAGCCCACAGAUGCUUAUGGCACCAUUGAGUUUCAAGGUGGCGCACAUCCAACAAAAGCGCAGUAUGUGCGUCUGUCAUUCGAUACAAGACCGGAGCUGCUGGUACAGCUAUUCACAAAGGAAUGGAAUCUGGAAUUGCCAAAACUUUUGAUCACCGUGCAGGGAGGCAAAGCCAACUUUGAUUUGCAGGCAAAGCUGAAAAAGGAGAUACGCAAAGGACUUUUGAAGGCAGCGAAAACGACAGGCGCUUGGAUAUUCACCGGCGGUACCAAUACGGGCGUCACCAAACAAGUCGGCGAUGCGCUGCUCCUGGAGGGACAACAACGCACCGGACGUGUGGUCAGCAUCGGUAUUGCGCCCUGGGGCAUUGUGGAGCGCAAUCAUGAGCUUCUGGGCCACAAUCGUGAGGUGCCCUGCCACAGUAUUAGUUCACCGAGAUCGAAAUUGGCUGUGCUCAACAAUCGACAUGCGUAUUUUCUGCUAGUCGACAAUGGAACCCAAGCAAAAUAUGGUGCCGAAUUGAUUUUGCGACGCAAACUGGAGAAAUUCAUAUCCAAUUUAAAGCUACAUCCGUUUACACAUUCCAGUACGCCGGUCGUCUGUCUGGUGAUUGAGGGCGGUACGAACACGAUACGUGCUGUCCUCGAGUACGUAACGGACUCUCCGCCAGUGCCAGUUGUUGUUUGCGAUGGCUCUGGUCGUGCGGCUGACCUCCUGGCCUUUGUGCACAAAUAUGCAUCGGAUGGCGAGGAGCAACCCGUAUUAGAGUCCAUGCGAGACUAUCUCAUCGGCACCAUACAGAAGACUUUCGAAGUGGGCCUGGAUCAGGCCGAGAAGCUGUAUCAGGAGCUUUUGCAAUGCACACGCAACAAGAAUUUGAUUACUGUAUUCCGCAUACAAGAGAAACCCGAAGGCGAGGCACAGGAGCUAGAUCAGACCAUCUUAACGGCGCUCUUCAAGUCCCAGCAUCUCAGUCCACCGGAGCAAUUGAGUUUGGCAUUGACAUGGAAUCGUGUGGACAUAGCGCGAAGCGAGAUAUUUGUCUACGGCCAGGAAUGGCCAAAUGGCGCUCUGGAUGAGGCAAUGAUGCAGGCACUCGAACAUGAUAGAAUCGAUUUUGUCAAAUUACUUUUGGAGAAUGGUGUCUCGAUGAAGAAAUUUUUAACAAUACCACGCCUUGAGGAACUCUACAAUACAAAACACGGUCCAGCCAAUACAUUAGGUUACAUAUUGCGCGAUGUGCGUCCGCAUAUACCCAAGGGCUACAUUUACACCCUGCACGACAUUGGCCUUGUCAUCAAUAAACUAAUGGGCGGCGCCUAUCGAUCCUAUUACACGCGCCGCAAAUUUCGUCCAAUCUAUGCGAAGGUGAUGAACAGCUAUGCAAAUGCUUGUCGCAAGUCCUCGACAUAUCAAUAUCAACGCUAUGCGGGUGCCAAUUCGCUUAGCCUGGUCACAGGACUUCUGCCAUUCACCACCGAAAUGGCUCUCUUCGAGUUUCCAUUCAACGAGCUGCUGAUCUGGGCAGUGCUAACAAAGCGUCAGCAAAUGGCGCUGCUGAUGUGGACACAUGGCGAGGAGGCGUUGGCCAAAUCGCUGGUUGCCUGCAAGCUGUACAAAGCGAUGGCUCACGAGGCGGCCGAGGAUGAUUUGGACACCGAAAUCUAUGAGGAGUUGCGUUCCUAUGCAAAAGAGUUUGAGAGCAAAGGCAACAAACUGUUGGACUUUAGCUAUCGACAGGACGCAGAGAAGGCACAACGUUUGCUCACCUGCGAACUGCACUCGUGGUCCAAUCAAAGCUGUCUCUCCCUCGCCGUGGCAGCCAACCAUCGUGCUCUACUCGCCCAUCCCUGCAGUCAGGUCAUUCUGGCAGAUCUCUGGAUGGGCGGACUGCGAACACGCAAGAAUACUAAUUUCAAGGUAAUUUUGGGGCUAAUCAUGCCGUUAUACAUCAGGCAAUUGGACUUCAAGUCGAAGGAGGAGCUGCAACAGAUGCCCCAGACGGAGGAGGAGCAUUUGGAGAAUCAAAAUCUCGACAAUGACGAUUCAGAUCGUUCGCAGCCCGAUGCGGAGAAUGCCCUUUUAAAAGCCAAAAGAUCCAUUUCCUUGAGAUAUAGGAUGGGCGCGGGCAGUAAUAAUCGCGACAAGGCUCUAUUGGCGGAUACUUAUUCAGUGCGCGAUACAAAAGUACACGAAAAUGGAAAAGUUAAUCUCACUGCUGGAGCGGAAGAAGCACCCUCCAAAGUUUCGUUGACUGACUCGGAUCCGUCACAGUUUCGAGAAUUCUUUCAUCUGUCGGAAUACACGAACGAGAUCAAGCAGCAUCAACCGCUGCGUUUAAAGAAGAAGUUUUACGAGUUCUACACGGCGCCCAUUACCAAGUUCUGGGCUGAUUCGAUUGCGUACAUGUUCUUUUUGAUAAUGUUCUCGUUCACGGUGCUGGUGAAAAUGGGACCGAUGCCGAGGUGGCAAGAAUGGUAUUCCAUAGCAUACAUUACCACGCUCGGGUUUGAGAAGGUGCGUGAGAUUGUAUCCUCCGAGCCGGUGGCCAUUACGCAUAAAUUCUCGGUGUGGGCAUGGAACAUGUGGAAUCCAUGCGAUGGUGCUGCCAUAAUACUCUUUCUCAUCGGCCUCGCAUUUCGCUUUCGACCCGCCACCAUGGACAUUGGUCGCGUUAUUUACUGCGUGGACAGCAUCUAUUGGUAUUUGCGCAUAUUAAACAUUCUCGGAGUCAACAAAUAUUUGGGUCCAUUGGUUACCAUGAUGGGCAAAAUGGUCAAGAAUAUGAUAUAUUUCGUAGUCUUGUUGGCUGUGGUGCUCAUGAGUUUCGGUGUCAGUCGUCAGGCCAUUCUCUAUCCCAACAAUGAGCCCACCUGGCGUCUAAUCAGAGAGGUCACCUAUCAACCCUACUUUAUGUUGUACGGCGAGGUGUUUGCCGAUGAUAUCGAUCCACCCUGUGGCGAGGAUCCACGUCAACCGGCCUGUGUCACCGGCCACUGGGUAACGCCGAUAACGAUGUCCAUGUACCUUUUAAUUGCCAAUAUACUGCUAAUCAAUCUGCUGAUUGCCGUCUUCAAUAAUAUAUUCAACGAAGUCAACUCGGUGUCUCAUCAGGUGUGGAUGUUUCAGCGCUUUACAGUGGUCAUGGAAUACCAACAGAAACCCGUGCUGCCGCCACCGUUCAUCGCUUUUUGCCAUUUCUAUUCCUUGCUCAAGUAUUGUGUACGAAAAGCGAAAGGAUUGGAGGUGCAACGGGACAAUGGUCUCAAGCUAUUUCUCGAGAAGGACGAUCUGGAGCGUCUGUAUGACUUUGAGGAGGAGUGCGUUGAGGGCUUUUUCCAUGAGCAGGAAAUCAUAUUGAAUCAGUCAACCGAUGAGCGUGUCAAGAACACAACGGAGCGUGUCGAGACCAUGUCACAGAAAAUCGAGGACAUCAAUCAAAAGGAGAAUAUCCAAACAGCAACUGUGCAGAACAUUGAAUUCCGUUUGCGCAAAAUGGAGGAGUCUGCCGAGCAGAUACUGUCGCAUCUGGGCGUCAUACAUCGCUUCAUGUCCACCCACACCGCUGGCACCGACGAUUUGCGCGGCUCCGUGAUGAACAUUCCAGGUGAAAUGCAUCGCAUGCGCACCAUUUCAAUGACCGACACCGAGGGUGGCGUCAUUGGCGGUGUUCCUGGUCCAGGCAGUGGCGGUGGAGGCGGAGGAGGAGGUGGUGGUGGUGGCGGUGUUGGCAGCAGCAGCAUUGCUGCGGGACUGGGACUGAGUGCAACACUUACUUUAAAUUCGCUGCAGGUUAACAAUCGACGGCGUUUCAAUCGCUCGCUAACCGAAGUGCGGCCGGAUGCGUACAUCUUGGAUGAGGGCACACACUUUGAGGUUGUGCCGCUGCCCGAAGAGCCCGACGAAGUGGUCAAGUCACGGGAGGCCCUCAACGAGCAGGUGGUGCGCAAGGCCUCAAUGCAAUCCGAGCCCGAUUCGGACAUCUAUUUGCCACUGUCACAGCGGCCUUCGACCUGUGAGACAGUGAAGCGGACGCCAUAUGUGACUGUGCGCCAGGAUACGGGAGCCAGCACCGAGAGCAAGGACACGCUCACACCGAUGGGCAACGAUGACGAUCAGACGCUCGUUGGUGGCGACAAUUCCGAUGAUGCGGCGCCCGAUAUGACAUUUGAGGCUGCCAGGCACCGAGCGAUGCGACAACGCACCGUCUCGCUCUGCCGCCGUAACUCGGAGACGUACUCGCUGACCGGAGCGGACAUCAAUCGCUCGCACAUUAGCCUCAAUCAGUUGGCAACGCUGUCGCGCCGCCAGCUGAGUCUGACACAGUCUGAGCCGGAUAGUGACAAGGAUACGCCAGUGGCCAGUGGUGGCCCACCUCCAGGUAAAUCAGUAUUGCAUGCGAAACCCUCCAGAAAUAUAUUGCUGAAACUGCACAGCGAGUACACAUCGAUAACGGACGAACUGGAGAGCGUCUGCCAUUUGAUUGCUUCGCCGACCGUCUCGCUGCAGAGCAACCAAGCCUCCUUGGAUCGCCCCAAGACGGAAAUGUCACGCGCCGAGGCCGCAGCGUUGCUGGAGAAGAAGCAUCUGAAGGAGUGCGAGGAGAACGACUAUCGCAUACUCGAGGGUCUCUUCGAGGCACGCGGCUCCAUCGAUGCCAGCGUUCAGCCCUAUGAGAUUGGCGUCUCUAUAGACUAUAGUCAUCGCUAUCCGCUGCGACGGGAAACAGCCAUUGAGCUGUCGCCCUCGAAACCCUCAGCGGACAGCGGACUCAUGGGUGCCGUGGGUGGCGCUGGCGGCGGUGGAGACAGCAGUGACACCAGCGGUGCGGGCACAAGUGGCUUCCAACUGAAGCACGAACGUCCCUGGCAACGCAACUCAUCGAUGGAACAGCAGACGUAUCAGUCACCGCUGGUGCCAACGCGUGCCACCAGCGACUUUCUCAAUCCGCCCUACGACAGCAGCGGACGUCUGUUCAAAAAGUCCAGCGAGAGUCUGCAGAAGAACUCGAGCACGGACACCGAUUACUCGGCGCAUCCGUAUCGUUUCAUCAAGCAGAGCUCGAAUGAGACGAAUACCUCGCAAACGGGAUCGUAUAACAUUGAUACGCCAUCGUUGACGGCGGAGCCAUCGCUGGAUGCUGGCGAUUCGCAUUCGGCAACGGGGAUUAGCAUGAUGAGUGUUGGCGCUGCUGGCGGCGCUGCGACAACGCGUUACCAGCCGAAGCGCACGGCGUCUGUGGGCGCUGCCGAUGGCAGACGUCUGCGAGACGAUAGCUCCAGUUCGCUGGAUCUCAGUGCUGCGCCAGUAAUGACGCAGGCGCAGACGCCAGCAUUGCCAGCACUGCCCUCGCGUCCCAUGCAGCUGAAGAAACAGUUUAGCAUGGACCAAGGCAAACCGCUGUCGGCGCAAACCAGCGCCGAGACAUCCUCCUCAGCGGAGCCCGUGACUCCAGCGGCCAAACUGAUUUCAACACUCAAGCCGCCGUAUCAGGCCAGCAAACUGGGCAUGAAUGUGCUCAAGGAGAGCAGCUCCAGCACCGAAGAGUCGCGCGAUGGCGAAGCCCUAUCCACAGCCUCGUCGUCGGCGAAGAGCAGCCAUGCACCGUUGGCCAUACCACAGAUUAGCACACAUCUGGUGCAGGACGAGAUUGCCAAGCUGUCGUCGAACAUUAAGAGCAGCACGGAGUCGGAAAAGGAUCCACCAUAUAAUGAGACAAUGUGUUAAGCGUCGUCGUCGUUGUGUCCCUCCUGUUGAUGUUGCAAUUAAACCAAAAAUAGUUAGUGCUUAAGUGUUUUACCCGCCCAAACACAAACACACACACACAACAGAUCGAUCUAAGAAUACUAUAUAGUAUGUUUAACUAGUUGUAUAAGUGAAGCCACCUUGUGCUCAAUAUCGUUAUUCAGUCAACGAUUCUUCUUUUUUAAAUCCCCCAUAUAUCCCAGUUGCUGAAAGUACUGCGACAAUGGAAUGUUAAGAAGAGGAGAGAACAAUAUUUAAAUACAAAUUAAUGAUAAAUCACUGUAUGUUAUUCAUGAGAAAGGCAGAGCCAGAGGCAGAGAUGCACCUGACGAUUUAGUCAUCAUUUAGCGCAUAUCAAGGAAGCAAAAAUGAAAUAUUAUAUACAAUGAAGAUCGAAAUGAAUCCCCGGUGUAUGCAACGCAAUUUACGUAUGUGUUAAUGAUUUUGGACAAUACAUAGUACACAGAUUCUCUGUAUUUUUAUAAGAUGUAUUUAUUUACAACUCAUACGUAUAGAUUACUAAUCACUGAUGAUGAUGAUGAUGUUAUUACCGAGGAAAGAAUGUUACACAAAAUGUUAGUACGAUAAAUGCGUGCAUUUCUCUCACAACUCCUAUAUAUCUUUUAAAUAUCACUUCUUAAGCAAACAAAAACAUUAUAAUACCACCAAUUAAGCUAUGAAAUGUUUACAGUGUCUAGAAUUAGUCAUCGAUACAUAUAUACUUGCAAACUUUCACAUAUCUCUCAAACUCAAACUAUGAACUUAUCGCUCCUAAAAAGAUGAAAAAACAAAAACAAAGAUAUCGAUAUUUAGCUCAAUGCAACGUGUUGCAAGUACUUAUACUGUGUGUGUAAAUUGCACCUUCACAAUACCGCGAUAUCAACUUACUGUGUAUAUUUGUGCGUGUACUUUAUAUACUAUAUAACAUAGCUAUGUAUGUGUCUGUCUGUCUGUCUGUUGUUUGCCAGAGCAAUUAGUUAGUCCAGUUGUUACUUAUUUAAAUGUCGAAAUGUCUAUGCGUACAUGUGUGUAGAUAAUCUAUGCUAUAUAUUAUACUAGUAAUUGUAAGUAACCUAAAUCAAAUUGUGUAUAUACUUAUAUAAAUAAACAAAAAAUAUAUUUUUCAUAUAGAAAACACAACGGAAAAAUGCGAAAAAAAAGAAUUCGGUUAAAUUAUUGUUAACGAUUUGAUUCUUGUUAAAUGCCGCAAUGCGCUGCUAUUUUCAUGAUUAGUUGUAACGCAAAACAAAAUGAAAGAAAAAACAAAAAUGUUUGAAAACUUUAUGAAAUUUUUGCAUUUUAUUAGAGUUAGGCAAUGUACUUAUUGAUUUUAAGAAAAAUAAAUUUUAUUAUAUUAAUGGCUCGUGUAAAACAUCGCAUUGCAGAACUCAUUUCAGUAUUGAAAUUCCCCCUCCGUAAAAUAAACACAAAUAUCACUUUCGGUUACUCGAUUAAAAAACUCAUUUAUUUAAUACUUUCUCUUAUAUGAUACUAGGAUGAAUUUUUGCAUACAAUUCUCGUUUUAGUUACCAUCGGAUUUCUCAUCUCACAUUGUAAACAAAGUUCAAGUCUUUUUUGUUGCCAUUUCAGCUUACAAACUAGGAAGAAAGCUAUUUAAACAUUUAUGCUUAAUACAAAAUCUUUUGUUUUUUUUGUUUAUAAAUAAUUACAAUUUAAUGGCAAUAUGGCUUGGGUUGAAUACAAGCUCAGCUGUACAUAAACUAAAUGCGAAUGAAUAACAAAUUACAAGGCACUCACUCCCGUCCUCUCGUCUUCUCGAUUCCUCGUCGUCUUCUUGUUCAAUAAAAAAAUCCACAAGAGCAUUCGAUGCUUUGUGGCACUAGAUUAUCAUUUACUCCUAUAUUAAAUUUGUUUUUUGUUUUGUUUGUUGUCGUUGGAUCCUUCAUUAUUGGGUCGUAUUUGGUAUUUCGAUUCUCCUCGGA
Messenger RNA from Drosophila nasuta, 8834 nucleotides. It is a transcript of the gene Trpm, whose product is annotated as transient receptor potential cation channel, subfamily M. Gene Ontology annotation, cellular component: plasma membrane. Gene Ontology annotation, biological process: protein tetramerization; monoatomic cation transmembrane transport; metal ion transport. The record is from RefSeq and is a predicted model, not a curated record. The coding region runs from base 883 to 6873 and encodes 1996 amino acids. Gene Ontology annotation, molecular function: monoatomic cation channel activity. Lineage: Eukaryota; Metazoa; Arthropoda; Insecta; Diptera; Drosophilidae. The transcript is spliced from 35 exons.